AUGACCGGCCCCGACUCCCCGAGCCGGGCGUCCAAGCUGAGCCGGAAAGGACGCUCCAAAAGCUCCAGCGCCCACUGCCUUCUCCGGCGGGCCGCCCGGGAGGAGUCCAGCGAAGGCGGCGGUAGCAGCAGUCCCGACCGCCGGGAGGAAGAGGAAGAGCACAAGGACGGAGGCCUGCUCCUUUACGUCAACCGUGCCGGCUUCCCCAUCCAGGCAGACACCUGGGAGAGGAUGUGGGCCCACGUGGCUGCCGUCCACCCCGGCGGACAGGAGAUGGUGGACGGGAUACGUAAUGCCGCCUACCUGCCCAAGCAUCAUGUCCCGCCGCUGCCCAAUUUCAAGCCCGCGAUGUCCGUGCCGGACUGGCUGGUGGUGGUCCAGAAUUUUAUGAAGGCUCUGCAAUACAACCACACGGGCACUCAGUUCUUUGAGAUUAAGAAGAACCGGCCUCUUUUUGGGUUGAUGGAGACAGCGCGCGAGAUGGUACGGGAGUCGCUGCCCAUCAAAUGUCUGGAAGCUGUCAUCCUGGGAAUCUACCUAACCAACGGGCUGACGUCGCUGGAGCGUUUCCCCAUCAGCUUCAAGACGCAAUUCUCAGGCCACUGCUUCCACCACGUGGUCCUGGGCGUCUACUGGAACGGACGCUACGGUUCCCUGGGCAUGAGCCGGCGCGCCGACCUGAUGGACAAGCCGCUGGGCCACCGCACGCUGGGCGAGCUGGUGGCCGACUUUGAGAGCUCUUACAAGCGAUACCAGCACAGCCUCAACAAGGUGAAGAUUGGCCUGUACGUGCCUCACGACCCUCACGUGUGCCAGCCCGUGGAGUGGAAGUACCUGGUGCUGAACGCCGCCAAGAUGGCCGCGCCCGAGAUCAAGCGGCAGCUGGAAAAACACGGCCGAGACAUGAGGAUGAAGAUCUUGAAAUCGUCCAGCGCUCAGUCACCCAUCAAGGAGCGAAGCCGCGGAAAAUCGCUGUCGCCUCGCCGCCACCGACGGCAGGGUAGUAGCCCGCAGCGACGGUUUGGCCGACGCAGAGACAAGUCGCCAGCGCACGUGGAGAGCAAAUCUCCGCAACUAAGCACGCCCACUGACGGCUAUCAGAUUCGAAUCUGA
Molecule: messenger RNA, 1113 nt
Organism: Nerophis lumbriciformis (worm pipefish)
Lineage: Eukaryota; Metazoa; Chordata; Actinopteri; Syngnathiformes; Syngnathidae
Source: RefSeq, a predicted model, not a curated record